AUGGCUGAUGUGGCUCUUAAGGAGAAGGAGAAGGUACGUCGCAAUUCCAUCCUACCCGGCGGGCUCGGCUUCUUGAACGUAUGUCCGCAGGGUAACGCUGCCUUCAAGGCCGGUGACUUCCCGACCGCUAUCGGCCACUACACCGCUGCAUACAUCGCGGAUCCGUCAAAUGCGACGUACCCGCUGAACCGAGCCGCCGCGUACCUCAAACUAGGCAAGAACGAAGACGCGGAGCGAGACUGCGAGACUGUCAUACGACUGGACAAGAAGAAUGUGAAGGGCUACUUCCGGAGAGGACAGGCUAGGGUCGCGCUGCAGAGGCUGAAGGAUGCGGAGGCUGGUGCGUGGUGCCUGCUUGCCGUCGACGCGAAUGCGCCCAAACGAGAAAUUCCUCAGACACUCAUCGCGUUCACACGGAUAUGGGAUGAGCUAAAGACGGAAGAAGAGCGGUGGGACGUGCUUCGUCAAAUCCCUGCGACGCGCCUGCCGAUGCUGUUCAAAACGUCGCUGAGUGCGUCCAUCCUGGCUGCCAUCCUUCGCAGUCUUCGAUCAGCACUCGAAGGUGUGCCGGAGGAGCCAGAGCGGACUCUGGUUGUGCGCGCCUACAUGGUGAAUCUUCCACGUGUCCCACGCUUCAGCACAGUGUCUAUGAUGAUGAGUGCAGACGAACGUGCAGAUGCUCAGGUGGUCUGGGAUUUGCUGGGACGAUCUCGCGGGGACGGCGUCGAAGGGGAGAUGGAUAAGCGGAAGGAGGACGGGUCCAGAAGUGCUUGGGGCUGUCACUGA
This is a messenger RNA of Dichomitus squalens LYAD-421 SS1, 786 nucleotides long. RefSeq names its product TPR-like protein. Gene Ontology annotation, molecular function: protein binding. The coding region runs from base 1 to 786 and encodes 261 amino acids. The transcript is spliced from 4 exons. The record is from RefSeq and is a predicted model, not a curated record. Lineage: Eukaryota; Fungi; Basidiomycota; Agaricomycetes; Polyporales; Polyporaceae.